CAAGGAGGGAGAGGGAAGCAAACCAGAGAGGGAGAAUUUGGGGUUUCAACUCACAUCCCUCCUCCUCCUCCUCCUCCUCUUCCUCCACACGCACACACACACACACACACACACACACACACAGGCAGAAUUGCUUUAGGGUAUACCAGUCGGCUUUGGCAAUCCUUCCCUUUGUUGUUUCAGCUAUUGGUUAGUCUCGGCAGCAGCGUGGCGUGUGCCUCUAUCUUUGGGGAGGGUGUUUGUGUUUGUGGAGUCUACGAGGCAGUGUAUGAAAGGAUGCGGCUAACGGGAGCCGGGCUCCAGGCCCAUUGGUCGUCCGCCUUCCAACCAUUAUCUCCACUCGUCCACCCCUCUUUCAUCCUGUCUCCCUCCACUCUGCCUCCUUACAUGCCCAGUCAUCUCUGAGGUCGUUAAUUUAAAAAAAAAAAAAAAAGAGUUUGCAUGCAAUGCGGGAGCAGAAGUUUGCAGUGAGCACAGUAAAUGAAUUGGGAGAGAAGUAAAGGGAAGGCUGUCAGAAAGAAGAGGAAGCACAUUUGGGAGAAAAGUUUCAAGAGAAGACUGCAGCUGAAAAUGAGUCUGGAGGAGAUGUGGUGAGCAUUUCCUCUCCAAGUGAAUGCCAGUGGGUUAGAGUGGAAGCAGAAGGUCUGGAAGAACCGUCUCGACACCAAACCAUUGCAGAUGGAGGUGGAUGCGGACGAUAAGCACCACCGCACACGCUCCAAAGUACCUGUGGAUCCUGCAUUAACACAGCUUUUCAGUGUGUAUGGAUGCCCUAUGGCCAAGAAGAGAAAGAGUCUAGACAGACAGACCUUGGAGACCUCGCCCAAGAGAAGCACCUACCUAGAUGACAUGGACAACUCCACAAUGGAGGAGUGCUACGAGACAGACGGAACAGAGGAGAUGGGCGACAGAGAGGAGGAAGAGGAUGGAGCGCUCGAGGAGGACGAGGACGGUGAGGUGGAGGAGGUUGAAGGCUAUAUGGACUACAACGAAGAGCAAAUGGAGCAUGAGGAAGGCGAGAUGGGAAGAGGGGAGGGUGAGGAAGAGGUAGAUGUGGAGGACGAAGAAGCUGAAGAAGAGGAAGAGAGGGUGGAGGAGGAAGAGGAGGAGGAGACAGUGGCUGUGGAGGACUAUGAAGAGGGGGAAGAGGAGGAAGGAGAGCAAGGGCAAGAGGAGGAUCAUCCGAUGAGCGGUGGUGAGGGCGGUGCUGGAGAUGGCAGUGGCGGGAAUGCCAGGUCAGGUUCCACAGCGGAGAAGGAUGACAACAACAACGACGAGUAUGAAAACUAUGACGAGCUUGUGGCCAAAUCGCUGCUUAAUCUGGGCAAGAUCGCAGAAGAUGCCGCCAACCGGGCAAUGACAGAGUCAGAGAUGAACAGCAACUCCUCUCACAGUGCUGAGGAAGAAGAAGAGGAGGAGGAGGAGGAGGAUGAAGAGGAGGAGGAAGAAGAUGAGGAAGAGGAGGAGGAAGAAGAAGAAGAAGAGGAGGAAGAGGAGGAGGAGGAGGACGAGGAAGAAGAAGAAGAAGAAGAAGAAGAGGAAGAGAGCGAGGAUACACCAACAGAUCAUCAACAUGAUCUGAGUUUGGACGUUCAUAGCGACGUGGUUAGAGAGACUGUGGACUCGCUCAAACUCCUGGCACAAGGACACGGUGCUGUCUUGUCAGACAAUUUAGAGGGGCAGGACUAUGAGGAAGGCAUUGCUGUAAAUGGAGACUGUUCCCACAACGGCAUCGGUCUGCACAACGCUGGUAAUGGACUAGGGAAGACCACCGGUAAUGGACAAUUAGAAAACAGUGAUGAGGAAGUUUGUCUAAGCAGUCUGGAGUGCCUACGGAAUCAAUGCUUCGAUCUCGCUCGGAAACUCAGUGAAACGAAGCCCACAGACCGCAACGGGUCAUUCCAGCAGAAUCAUUAUCUAUGCGGGGACAUGAACCAGCAGCCCCAGCAUCACGGCUACGGGGAGUUCCAGCAUAGCCAGGAUGACAGACGAGCGCUCGACAGGAACUAUUCAGACAUGGACAAUCUCUUGAAGCUUGAGGAGCAGCUGAGCCCGCGGUCCAAGGCCUUCGCUAGUUGCGUACAGGGCGACCGGUUUCACCACCGGGACUUCGACGAAGACACGGCAUCUGUGACGUCCGACAGGUCAGAGGAAGUGUUUGACAUGACAAAGGGCAACCUGUCCCUGUUGGAAAAGGCCAUUGCGUUGGAGUCCCAACGUGCGAAGGCGCUGCGUGAUAAAAUGGAGGCGGAAGCAGCUCGGAGAGACGGAGCGAGGUACGGCCAUGACGACCACGGCUCACGGCAUGCCUACGGCGUUGAGCGUAAAGGACGACUCCAUGAUGGAAUGAAGAAGAUUUUCUAUCAUAAAGAUGCUUCCCGCGCAGACAAGAAGGAGAGCCGCUGUCCGACACCGGGCUGUGACGGCACGGGUCACGUGACCGGCUUGUACCCCCACCAUCGAAGCCUGUCGGGCUGUCCGCACAAAGACAGAGUGCCCCCGGAAAUUGUGGCUAUGUAUGAGAACGUUCUUAAGUGUCCUACGCCUGGCUGCACUGGACGCGGCCAUGUCAAUAGCAACAGAAACUCCCACAGAAGUCUGUCUGGAUGCCCCAUCGCCGCAGCCGAGAAGCUGGCCAAGGCCCAGGAAAAACACCAGAGCUGCGACGGCUCCAAGCCCAACCCGGCUUCUGAUCGAGUCUUAAGGCCUAUGUGCUUUGUCAAACAACUGGACUAUCCUCAGUGUGGUGACAAGAACAAUGUUUCCACCAGCACGCCCCGAUCCAACCUGGCCAAGGAGCUGGAGAAGUACUCCAAGACCAGCUUUGACUACAGCGCCUUUGAGGCCACCAACAACCACCAAGUGUACGGGAAACGGGCCAUUGCACCCAAGGUUCACGGGCACAGGGAUACCUCCCCUAAAGGAUAUGACGCCAAGCGCUACUGCAAGAACUCCAGCUCAGCCAGCAGCACCAGCAGCACCUACGCUCCCAGCAGCAGCAGCAGCAGCCUGAGCUGCGGAGGUGGAGGAGGGGGUGUCGGAGGAGGAGGCGGAGGCAGCAGCGCCAGCAGCACCUGCAGCAAGAGCAGCUUCGACUACAGCCACGACAUGGAGGCCGCGCACAUGGCCGCCACGGCCAUCCUCAACCUGUCCACACGCUGUCGGGAGAUGCCCCAUGGAAUGGGGGGGAAGUCCCAGGAUCUGUGCUCGCAGAGUCCCGGCCUGGAUGUUGACGAAAACGGGACACUGGACCUGAGCAUGAGCAAGCGUCUGUGCGGUGGCGGAGGGGACUCUGUGCUCACCCCGCUAGAGCCCAUGUCCCCCCAGAGGCAAGCGGCCCUUCUGGGUUCCCGCUGCUACGGCAUGGGGGACGCUGCCGACUGUUGGGACCUCCCUGUAGACUACACCAAGAUCAAACACAUAGAUGAGGACGACAAAGAGGAUGACCUGGACCCCUUCCAAGACCUGCUGGAGGAUCGCUCCUACGCCACAGAUGUUAACAUGGCCAGUCCCAAGGCCAAGUACGCCCAGUGCAAGGAGACUAAGAAGGACCUGAUAACUCUCUCAGGUUGCCCAUUAGCUGAUAAAAGUAUUCGGAGCAUGCUGGCCAACAACGCGCAAGAGCUCAAGUGCCCGACACCAGGGUGCGACGGUUCGGGACAUAUCACUGGCAACUACGCCUCUCACAGAAGCCUCUCAGGGUGUCCACGGGCCAGGAAAAGUGGCAUUAAGAUCAUCCACAGUAAAGAGAACAAGGAAGACCAAGAGCCUAUCAGGUGUCCUGUUCCUGGUUGUGAUGGUCAGGGUCAUGUGACAGGAAAGUAUGCAUCCCACAGAAGUGCAUCAGGAUGUCCCAUAGCAGCCAAGCGACAAAAAGAUGGCUACCUAAACGGCAUCCAGUUCACGUGGAAGUCCGGCAAGACGGAGGGGAUGUCCUGCCCCACGCCGGGCUGCGACGGCUCGGGUCACGUCAGCGGCAGCUUCCUGACGCACCGGAGCCUGUCGGGCUGCCCGCGUGCCACCUCCGCCAUGAGGAAAGCCAGGCUCUCCGGAGUGGACAUGCUCACAAUGAAGCCGCAGCGCAGCAGCAACGGGUUGCAUCACGAAGAGGAGCUCAAGCAUCUGGACGAAGAAAUCAAAGACUUAAGUGACUCAAAUUCACAAGUGGAAGCAGACAUGAUCAAACUCAGAACUCAGAUCACCACUAUGGAGUCCAACUUGAAGUCCAUGGAGGAGGAAAACAAGAAACCGCUGGCACACAAAGAACCUCUUCUUCGGACUAACGGCUGCUUACAGCUCCACCAGCAAGAGCCAAUCGAACAAAACUUUGAUGCCUACGUCACUUCCUUAACGGACAUGUACGCAACCCAGGAGCAGUACCGCAGUCCGGAAAACAAAGCCCUGUUGGACAACAUCAAGCAGGCGGUCCAAGGGAUCCAAGUGUAACCGUCCGGCAAAGGCAGCCUCACGCUCACCCCUGCAAGAUGUGGCUGAAGGUUCCAUCUCCUUGGCGCAGAGCGGUUACUUAGGAUGUACAGUGUUAUAUAUUCGGAAUACUUUAAGAAAAAGGGAGGUAUUAUGCUUCGCGAGAGACGUUAAGAGUCAUUUCUUCUCUUCUCUUUUCUUUUCGGGGGUCUUGCUUCGAGGAGGGCCACAAAAGCAUAAACAGCAAAAUAGUUUUUGAGGACAUUUUGUACGUUUUCAUAUGAGCUGACAGUGUCAUGUGAUGUUUCGAGCUGCUCACAUAUGCACAUUUUAGUGUGUACGACUGAACAGUAAGCUGAUACUAAGGGAACAGUUCUUUUUAUUGCUUGAGCGCAGAGCAUUUUCAGUGACAAACAAAAGCUGAGCUCGACAGUGCUAUCAAAGAGCAAAAGCUCAUGAAGAGGAAACAACAAUGUUUUUGCCUCGACGGGUGGUUUUCAAUUUGGUUUUUCUUUCUUCUUCUGUCUGGCUUGUGGAGUGUUCAAGGGCAAGAGCUGGCUUGCAAAUAUCUUUAUUUUUUACAAUGCUUGAAACAAUUGUGUGUGUUUUGUUUUAUCAUUUAAAAAAAAAAAAGGUGUAGCUGAACAGGGGGGGGGAUUUGUAAUCGGUGCUGUCAAUGAAUCUGGGGGGGGGGGGGGGGGGGGGGGGCAACUGACCGGACGUACAGUAUGUAUGUAUGAAUGUAUGUAUGAGCAGUUAUAUUGUAAACAUCAUUACACGGAAACCCGAUGGUGGAGAUCCCAUUGUUUAGGAGAGCAAAUUAUGACUUCCCGGGGGAACAGUGCAUGUGCAUUGUACGAUCACGUGCAUCUCAUCAUAUAAUCUCAAUUCCAAACGUAUGGACAACGACCUCGAGAUAUCACUCAUAUCCUCCUAUUAAAUCCAAACUGUGUGGAUAGAAUCGGAAAUAUUUCAGCAAUAUAAAAAGUCAAUCAUUUCUUUAUUGUAGUUAGGAGAUACAAUCUGCAAAGGAACAAAAUAUAGGGUAUAUGCAAUUUCUUCUUUGUAAACAAAGUGGGGCAACACUAAUCUUUCUAAUAUAGCCUUGUAAAGUAGUAAAAUAGUUAGUUUUUGUUUUUGUUUUUGUUUUCUACAAAUCUUUGAAUACCAAAAAGUUUUUUAAAAUGUAGGAGGAAUCUGAUUGUUGAGUUGUCCAAGUGAAACGUUCGGUCCACGACUUUUUUCUGUAAUAUUUUGCACAGGGACACCUUCGUUUCCAUGUUUUGAUGUUCUCACAGAACUAAAAGCAGUACCCGCGAGAGGAAAAAGAGGGUUUUGUAAAGAGUAUUUAUAGACAGGAGGACUUACAGGGUCACUGUCCCCACAUACGUGCCAGUAGACUAUUUGCACUUGUCCUUGAAGAUAUUACCCUUCCUUACGUAUGGCGACGUGCAAUUUUCCAGGUGACCUCUUUGGCACACAAUUGGAGCAACGAAGAGCUUGGAGCCACUGUGUGGAUUAAGUACCACUGAAAAAGGAAGAACAGGGAAGAGGAUGACUAUAACCAUAGCAGUUGUACUGUAGGCUAUUGUAAAAACAUGAUCAAUGUUCAUUUUUGCUAUGUUUUAGGAAGAUGACGUUAUCCCCCAGCAGCACUUUAUAUCUAAUCACUGUACAAAGGAGUUAAGAAAUGAAUCCAUUCAAGGUUUUCAAAAAGACGCAGAAGACAAGAAAGGCCUGGCGAAACAAGACCUUUUGAGAGGGAUUCCAAUCCGGCAUCACACACCCGGCGCGCCUCCAUUCUGUCGUUCUCGUUGUUAGCGGUCAUCCGAUUUUGCCUUGUCCUGAGCGAAUGCAGCGGAAUCUCAUCGAACGAACUUUGCCGCCGUCCCACUGCCGGGACCCUCUCCUGCGCAUCGCAACUGCAACCGCAACUGCAUUUGCCUUUUUCCGCGGCAUUGCGUCUGCGGCUUUUGCCAAUAUCGCGAUGCUUCACUAGACUCAUUGCUCGUACAGGUUUUUGGGAUGAGUUGUCGUUGUCGCUCAAAACGGAAAAAGGGAUUCCUAAAGCACAAACUGCUCGUCUGACGUUGGUACGUAAAUAACUAAUCUGAAGAGUUUUCCGUGACGAUCCAUAGGCAACACAAAAAGCUCGCCAUAUAUUUAAAGAAUGAUGACUUUUCAUUUUUCAAAUCAAACGUCAUAUCAUCAGAGUUGAGUCUACUUUAUUUGCACCAUUUCAUUUUACGAUGGCUUUCACUGACCAUGAACAAAGACUGGAUUUUGUAUAAACUAUUGUGUGCUCUCUGUGGAACUGAAGUUUGAUUUAUUUUUGUACGACACAGCAUGGAUUUGUUGACAUUUUAAUUUUGCUAUAAAUGUGUGGGAUCACAAGUUGCUGUGAUAUUUCCUUUAUAAAUUGUGAACUUUGUACAAUUUUUUGUCAUGCUGGAUGUUGACACAUCUUACUCGAAUAAAGAAAAAUGUGUUGCCAGAGGCCUGUAAAAUG
Phyllopteryx taeniolatus (common seadragon) is the source of this 6934-nucleotide messenger RNA. RefSeq names its product myelin transcription factor 1-like, b (gene myt1lb). The coding region runs from base 679 to 4446 and encodes 1255 amino acids. The transcript is spliced from 23 exons. Lineage: Eukaryota; Metazoa; Chordata; Actinopteri; Syngnathiformes; Syngnathidae. Gene Ontology annotation, cellular component: nucleus. Gene Ontology annotation, biological process: regulation of transcription by RNA polymerase II. Gene Ontology annotation, molecular function: zinc ion binding; DNA-binding transcription factor activity, RNA polymerase II-specific; RNA polymerase II cis-regulatory region sequence-specific DNA binding. The record is from RefSeq and is a predicted model, not a curated record.